This is a messenger RNA of Nicotiana tabacum (common tobacco), 6461 nucleotides long. Its product is annotated as putative disease resistance RPP13-like protein 1. The record is from RefSeq and is a predicted model, not a curated record. Lineage: Eukaryota; Viridiplantae; Streptophyta; Magnoliopsida; Solanales; Solanaceae. Gene Ontology annotation, molecular function: ADP binding.
ACCUGAAAGUCUGAAACAAUACCCAAAACAAAAAUUUCCCCAACCCAAAAGUUAAAGUUUCUUCUACUUAAACCAAUUCUUGACCGUAUUCAUUUCUACAAUGUUUAAACCACUUUAUAUUCUUUCACUUAACCAAACUUAGAUAUGGUAUUGCUUUGAAUGUAACUAGUAAAUGGGAAAUCAAUUAAUUGUAGAUUGUGAGUAACUUCAAUGCAAAAUUGUAGCUUGUACGGAUCAAAUUCUAAAGAUCUUCUGCAAUGGAUUUAAGGUAAAAUAUUUCUCAGAAAAAAAGGUUAGUUUUGCUUUUAUUUUCAGCAAAAGCAAGAGACAGAUAGCACGGAAGCGGCUACUAUUCUCUGAGCAGCUUUCAGAAAUGGAGAUUGGCUUAGCAGUUGGAGGUGCAUUUCUAUCUUCAGCUUUGAAUGUUCUCUUUGAUAGGCUUGCUCCUCAGGGCGAGCUGCUGAAGAUGUUUCAGAGGGACAAACAUGAUGUUCGAUUAUUAAAGAAGCUGAGAAUUACCUUGCUUGGCCUUCAGGCUGUUCUAUGUGAUGCAGAGAAUAAGAAGGCAUCAAAUCAAUACGUGAGCCAGUGGCUUAUUGAGCUUCAAGAUGCUGUGGACAGUGCUGAAAACUUAAUGGAAGAAAUCAAUUAUGAAGUUCUGAGAGUUAAGGUGGAAGGUCAGUAUCAAAAUCUUGGAGAAACAAGCAACCAGCAAGUAAGUGACCUCAACUUGUGCUUGAGUGAUGAAUUUUUCCUUAACAUAAAGGAGAAGUUGGAGGACGCCAUUGAAACAUUGGAGGAGUUGGAAAAGCAAAUCGGUCGCCUUGAUCUAACAAAGUAUCUUGAUUCAGAUAAACAAGAAACUAGAAGACUUUCAACUUCUGUGGUUGAUGACUCUAAUAUCUUUGGCAGGCAGAAUGAAAUAGAGGAAUUGGUGGGCCGUUUACUAUCUGUUGCUGUAAAUGGCAAAAAUUUGACAGUAAUUCCUAUUGUUGGAAUGGCUGGGAUUGGCAAGACAACACUUGCUAAAGCCGUUUACAACGAUGAGAAGGUGAAAUACCAUUUUGAUUUGAAAGCUUGGUUUUGUGUGUCUGAACCAUAUGAUGCUUUCAGAAUAACAAAAGGGUUACUUCAAGAAAUAGGUUCAUUUGACUUAAAGAUGGAUAACAAUCUUAAUCAGCUACAAGUCAAAUUGAAGGAAAGCUUAAAGGGCAAAAAAUUUCUUAUUGUUCUGGAUGAUGUUUGGAAUGACAACUAUAAUGCAUGGGAGGACUUGAAAAAUCUUUUUGUUCAAGGAAAUGCAGGAAGUACGAUCAUUGUGACGACACGUAAGAAAAGUGUUGCCAAGACGAUGGGUAAUGAGCAAAUUAGCAUGGAUACUUUGUCUAGUGAUGUCUCUUGGUCUUUAUUCAAAAGACAUGCAUUUGACAACAUGGAUCCUAAGGAACAUCUAGAACAUGUAGAAGUUGGGAAAGAAAUCGUAGCUAAGUGCAAAGGAUUGCCUUUAGCUCUGAAGACGCUUGCUGGCAUUUUACGUUCCAAAUCAGAGAUUGAAGGGUGGAAACGUAUUUUGAGAAGUGAAGUAUGGGAGCUGCCAGACAAUGGCAUAUUACCAGUAUUGAUGUUGAGCUACAAUGAUCUUCCUGCACAUUUAAAGCAAUGUUUUUCCUACUGUGCAAUAUUUCCGAAAGAUUAUCCAUUUCGGAAAAAACAAGUCAUUCAGUUGUGGAUUGCCAAUGGUCUAGUACAGGGGUUGCAAAAAUAUGAAACAAUUGAAGAUUUAGGCAACCUAUUCUUUCUCGAGUUGCAAUCAAGGUCACUUUUCGAAAGGGUCCCAGAGUCUUCUAAAAAUAAUGCAGAGAAAUUCUUAAUGCAUGACCUUGUCAAUGAUUUGGCCCAAGUUGCAUCUUCAAAACUUUGUGUUAGGUUGGAAGAGUACCAAGAGUCUCAUAUGUUGAAACGAAGUCGACACAUGUCCUAUUCAAUGGGCUAUGGUGACUUUGAAAAGUUGCAACCUCUCUACAAAUUGGAGCAGCUCAGGACAUUGCUUCCAAUCUACAAUAUCGAGCUAUAUGGUUCUUCUCUAAGCAAGAGGGUGUUGCUUAACAUAUUGCCAAGAUUAACAUCCUUAAGGGCACUAUCAUUGUCUCGUUAUAAUAUCAAGGAGUUACCAGAUGUCUUGUUUAUCAAAUUAAAACUCCUAAGAUUGGUGGACCUUUCUUUGACACAGAUAAUACAGUUACCGGAUUCAAUUUGUGUGCUCUAUAACUUGGAGAUACUUCUCUUGUCAUCUUGUGAAUUUCUUAAGGAGUUACCGCGGCAGAUGGAGAAGUUGAUAAACUUGCGUCACCUUGACAUUAGCGGCAGUUCUCGCUUGAUGAUGCCGCUACAUUUGACCAAGUUGAAAAGCCUUCAUGUGUUAUUGGGAGCUAAAUUUCUUGUAGGUGAUCGAAGUGGUUCAAGAAUGGAAGAUUUGGGUGAACUAUGCAACUUGUAUGGAACUCUAUCAAUUCAACAGUUGGAAAAUGUGGCGGAUAGAAGGGAAGCUUUGAAAGCAAACAUGAGCGGUAAGGAACAUAUUGAGAAGUUAUUAUUGGAGUGGAGUGUAAGUAUUGCGGACAGUUCACAAAAUGAAAGAGACAUACUUGGUGAGGUACAUCCAAAUCCAAACAUAAAAGAACUUGAGAUCAACGGAUAUAGAGGGACAAACUUUCCAAAUUGGCUAGCUGAUUAUUCAUUUUCUGAGCUGGUGGAAUUGUCUCUAAGUAAUUGCAAGGACUGUUAUUCCUUGCCAGCAUUAGGCCAGCUUCCUUCUUUGAAAUUCCUUGCAAUUCGAGGGAUGCAUCGAAUAAUAGAGGUGACUGAAGAAUUUUAUGGUGGUUCGUCCUCCAAAAAGCCUUUUAACUCUCUUGAAAAGCUUGAUUUUGCAGAGAUGUUGGCGUGGGAGCAGUGGCAUGUACUAGGAAAUGGGGAGUUCCCUGUACUUCAACACCUUUCAAUUGAAGAUUGCCCCAAGUUGAUUGGAAAGUUGCCUGAAAAUCUUUGUUCUCUGACAAAAUUGACAAUUUCACAUUGUCCGAAACUCAAUCUGGAGACACCUGUAAAAUUUCCAAGUCUAAAAAAGUUUGAAGUUGAAGGUUCUCCUAAGGUUGGAGUUCUUUUUGAUCAUGCGGAACUGUUUUUGUCUCAACUUCAGGGAAUGAAACAGAUAGUUGAAUUAUACAUCAGUGAUUGUCACUCUCUUACCUCCUUGCCUAUUAGCAGUCUGCCAAAUACCUUGAAAGAAAUAAGGAUAAAGCGUUGUGAGAAAUUGAAAUUGGAGUCGUCAAUUGGUAAGAUGAUUUCAAGAGGAAGUAACAUGUUUCUUGAAAGUUUGGAACUGGAAGAAUGUGAUUCUAUAGAUGAUGUAUCACCUGAGCUGGUCCCAUGUGCACGCUAUCUGAGAGUAGAAAGUUGUCAAAGCCUUACUAGACUUUUUAUUCCCAAUGGGGCUGAAGAUCUCAAAAUCAAUAAAUGUGAGAAUCUUGAAAUGCUUUCGGUGGCUCAGACGACGCCCUUGUGUAACUUGUUUAUUAGCAACUGCGAGAAGCUGAAGUCGCUGCCAGAACAUAUGCAGGAGCUCUUUCCAUCUCUUAGAGAUCUGUACCUGAAAAAUUGUCCAGAAAUAGAGUCCUUUCCUGAAGGAGGAUUGCCCUUCAAUUUAGAAAUCCUCGGGAUCAGGGAUUGCUGUGAACUGGUGAAUGGCCGAAAGGAGUGGCAUUUACAGGGACUCCCCUCUCUCACAUAUUUAGACAUCUACCAUCACGGUUCUGAAAACUGGGAUAUUAUGUGGGAGUUGCCUUGCUCUAUUCGAAGUCUUACCAUAGACAAUUUGAAAACAUUUAGCAGCCAAGUUCUCAAAAGCCUCACCUCUCUUGAAUCUCUAUGUACUUCUAAUUUACCUCAAAUUCAGUCACUCUUGGAAGAAGGGCUUCCCACAUCUCUUUUAAAGCUAACAUUAUCUGACCAUGGUGAGCUCCAUUCCCUACCGACCGACGGUCUUCAGCGCCUCAUUUCUCUUCAACGUCUACGCAUCGAUAAUUGCCCUAAUCUCCAAUAUGUUCCAGAAUCAACGUUUCCCUCUUCCCUCUCUGAGCUACAUAUUAGUAGCUGUAGUUUUCUCCAAUCGCUUCGAGAAUCAGCGCUGUCCUCCUCCCUCUCUAAUCUUUUCAUCUACAGUUGCCCUAAUCUCCAAUCUCUAAUGCUGCCCUCCUCCCUCUUUGAGCUGCAUAUCAUUGAUUGCCGUAAUCUCCAAUCUCUUCCAGAAUCAGCGCUGCCCCCCUCCCUCUCUAAGUUAAUCAUCCUUACAUGCCCUAAUCUCCAAUCUCUUCCAGUAAAAGGGAUGCCCUCUUCCAUCUCUUUUCUGUCUAUUAUUGACUGCCCAUUGCUCAAACCAAGUCUAGAAUUUGAGAAGGGCGAAUACUGGCCAAAUAUUGCUCAUAUUCCCAACAUAGUGAUCGAUUGUGAAUGCCUGUGAUGAUUAAAACAAAUGGUGUUUUGACAGAUCGUGGAGCGUCUGUUGUCAUUGUGAAGCCGAGGAAGCAUCUUCAAAUUGGGGUGAAUGGUGAUCUGUUGCAACUACAGAAAGCUGCGAUAAAACAUUAUUUAUGUUCCAAGAUAUCAUAGCCGAUAACAAAUGCAAUGUUUGAUGAAUGAUAACCAUUUGUGCGAGGAGUCUCUCUAAUGAAUCAGUAAGUGUAAGUGAAGAAAAGUACUUCUCUUUUGUGUGGCAUUUAACAGUACUACUUCUCUUUUGAUAUUUUGUCCAUAAAACAAUGACCUUGUGCUGUUAACUAUCAGUGCUGAUACUAUGUCCUUGUUACGAUAGGUCUUGUGGUUUUAUUAUAGCUGAGGGUGACAAAGUAAGCUCUGUGUAUUGUAAAAUUAAUGCAACUUGAUUUGCGCCAAGUCAUUCUUUUUUACCUAUUCACCUAAGCCUGGAGUCGGUAUUAAACUUGUCAUCUGGUAUUUGAUGAGCACGAAUAUAUGUUUUACUCCUACCGAUAUGCUGAUUGGUAGUACAAUGCAAAGGUACAUCGGCAAGAGCUUAGUCUUUUUUACAUUUGUAGUAUGUUUCAAGACCAUCUUAUAUAGGCCUUUUUUUCACUUUUUGUUUUCGUUACUUCUCUUUGCUUGUUUGUUAAUUCUUCUUGUUUUCUUUUUGGAAAUAGCAUUGAGCAGUGUGGAGCACCUAUUUCCACUGUGAGGCGAUGCAUCUUCAGAUCGGAGUGAAUGUUAGAUGAUAGAAAGGUUGUUCAUUCCUAUACUCCUGUUCUUCGAUUUCAUUCCUUUGAAGAAGCAAAAGUUCGAGUACAGUUGGAAAGGCAAGGAAACAUAUCCUACUUGGAAUGAUUUCAAGUUGAUGCAUAUAUUAGCUGUUCAAAAUAUGAUGCAGAAUAACUUGUUGUUCAAUCCUCUGUUCGUUGUUCUCAAACUCCAGUCAAUUCAUGGAAUCACAAGGAAGAGCAUGAAUGUUUGGUUUUUAUGAGUUGUUGCGAAGGGAAAGUUGUUGAGGUAUUUAAGUUACUCUGAGAAAGGACUUUCUAUUAGGCCUUUGUGCUCUGGUUACGUUUGGCCAACAGAAAGCAAAAGACGACAUAAUUAUUGGAUUUUCCGUAUUGAGUAAUUUGAACUUCUGGAUGCACUGUAAAAUGUAAAAUGUACAAGAAACAGAGGAGAUUCUGAGGAAAGAACAUUAAAUGUCAAUGAAAAGAGAAAGUGAGGUUUCAAUAGUGUCUUAUUUUCUUUCCUCAAGUUGGCUAGUGAAAGCUGUGCAGACAUUCUUUGGAAGUUGGAACUAUACUCUGCUUGUCAAUAAUUCAGCUCCAGAUUCAGGACGGAUUAAACUGAAUUCAUUGCGUUCUCAAACUACAUAUAAUUGCCACUGAGCUUUGAUAUGGCGUUAGAGAUUAUAGCAUGUUACUUCUUGUACGUUCAAACUUUUUUUUACUUGGGCAAAUGCCAGGAAACUGGGAAGUGGGGCCUGUAAAGAGAAAUGGAUCCUAAACUUUUUUAAAAAAAAAUUCAAUUAUUUGUAACCAUUUGAGAUGUACUGUACAACUAGUCAACAAUAAAACUUUUGAGUGCUAUAGUCAACAUUUCCAGCAAAGCUGCAACAAGCUCUGGCGGGUGAGGAUCAGUAACUGAUGCUACUGCAAGUGCACAGACCUCCUCAACGUUCGGGGUAUCGCAACUAUGCUGUAGUAGCUGGACUAGUAACUGGUGUUGGUGCUCUCGGUUGGUAUCUUCUGUCAAAAGACAAGGCUGAAGAAGUACAGGACUGAAGUAUUCGUCCUUCAUAGUAACAACUCAAGUAAAACAAAACAAGAUCAUGUAUGAAAACAUUUUAGGUCUUCAUCUCAUGUCCUUUUGAUAUAUAUGGUUUCUACUUUCUACCGGCGGCAUGUACCAUGCCACGUCUA